GCAACAAUGAUCUGAUUGAUCUUGUAUUUUGAGUUUUGUUUUAUUAUAGAUAUGUGCAGUCAAACUGUCCAUCAACAUUUCAAGCUUAUAGACACAACACUAGAGGCUCAGUGUUUUUUUUCUGCAGGAAAACACUUUUGUUAUCAUUAUACAUUAAGAGACACAAAACGGUAAGUAUCACACCAUGCAAAAGUGUCUUGGAAAUUAAUACUAACCGUAGAUUACCGAGAUACAGAUUUAAUCACUCUCCGAGAAUUAAUUUCAUGAAGAAUGUUCUAUCACGGUGGAAAGAAUUCAAAUUCAAAAUUGAUUGAGCAGAGGGCAAGAUAUUCAGACUUUUUGGUGUGCAUCAAUCUCCAAAAGUAAUGGAUCCUAUACCCAUGAUGCAACUUCAGUGUUUUUAGCAAGACCCUGAGCAAGAUUCUUUCACUACACAACUGUUUGCACAGGCUCAGUGAUCCUGAAAAUUGAGUGCCCUUUUACGAUCAAAAGAUAUAUCAAUCUUUCACUGUUCAAAGAAGCAAUUCGUUACAUCUUAGCUUAAAAGUUCAUGUACAGGUAACGGUUGUAUGGCACGACUGAGACCUUCAUCACAAAACAUGUGAAACUUGCAAACUCAGACACGUAACAACAACACAUCCAAGCUUGAACUACAUAGAUCCUAUUUCGUAUGACAAGCAUAAUCAUCAAAUCACACACACAUAAAGUUCAUAUUGGGACAAAGUAAACAUGUACUGCCCAUGGUGAAUGUGUAUACAACAACAACAACUCACAAAAUCAAUAACAAUCAAUCUGCCCUGCAGUUGUAAUGCCAGGAGGUGAUGGACUUCACGUCCAUCAUGCGCUUCUUUUGUUGGCCAGUGGUAGAAAUAGAGAAGAUGAUGCCUUUUUCAGUUUUUUCUUUGGGUGUCAGACAGAAAAGCAUAAAUCAUGGGACAUUUACCUUCAGCUUUCCAAAUAACAAGUGACAUUUUGUUGAGACUCAGACAUGUUCUCAUGAUUUCUAUGUUUUUAUUUCAGCAAAUCAAUGCCUGUGAAAAAAAGUCAGUGUCAAAGUAGUUAAUUUGAUUGUUUUUAGUUGUUCUGUAGCAUUACGUACAUCAACAUGACUAAUUUGUUUUGAACUUUUCAAGUAUAGAAAAUAAUAAGCAUGGUUUCUGUUAUAAAUCUGUUUUGUCAAAACUACAUCUGAAACUUUGACAAUGAGCAAAAACACUAAAAUGUUAUUAGAAUCAUGAAUGCACUGCACCAUUUUCUUAGAAUGCCAAUUUUAUCUAAUCUAGAACAUCCAUAAUUCCCCAUUCAUAAUAAUAAAGGCCCACUCUCCAAAAUAAAUCUACUGGAAAUGUUGCAGCCCUCGUGUUGGUCAAUUUGGACAUUUAUGAUUCACAACUUUAGAAUAUACCUUUGCUUUGGUACUAUUCAGGUCAAGGAGGCCUCUUCCAAAAUUAAACCUAGAUGUUAUUUCUAGAGAGGUGGUAUCUAAAUACGUCCCUAUUAUCUGUUAAAAAAUAUCAUCAAAAUGUUUAUUAGAAAUAUGGAAACCUAUUUUACCUCACCUAAAAAAACAUAAAGCAUUCAAAAUAUAAAAUAUAUUUCUGGCCAUUAAAUAAAGAAAGGCUGUUCUUAAUUUCUUUUUCCUUAAAUUGUUGGACAGAGAGUUGUGCAUUAAAGCAUAUAUUAAUUUUGGAUUAAAAAAAGAACUAACCAAUAUCACCCAUUUUCACUGGAGGGCGCUAACACAAAGCACCAGGUGGUCAGGGAACAACUCGAGAAAGGAGGAGGCCAUUCACAAGCCUGUUUUAGCUACACACACCUAGCUACUGUUAGCUAGCCGGCGGCUAACGAGCGAGCUAAAACACCAGUUCGUCUUCAUGUCGCCCGUCUCAUCAAGCGAUGGCAAGAGAACGGUGUUCACGAACCGAAGCUGAACUGUAUUACCUCAUCGCCAGGUUUCUACAGUCCGGGCCCUGUAAGAAGGCAUCGCAGGUUCUGAUCGAGGAGCUGCAGGAGUAUGAGUUGGUCCCUCAACGAUGUAGUUGGGACGGAAAGAAAUACAAACGGACCUUCCAAGACUGGGUGAUUUUGAACCAGCACAUUCCUGCAGACUAUCUGCUCCGUGUUUGUCAGCGUGUCGGCCCGCUCAUCGAGAAGGAGAUCCCACCGAGUGUUCCUGGAGUUCAAACACUUCUGGGGCUUGGGAGACAGUCCUUGCUUCGUACUACCAAAAGUUGUAGCCAUAAAGUAUGCAGUGGCUCAGCUGUUGCUGCACUUCACCGAGGCCGCCCACCAGAACCUCCAGUCAUCAAUGGAGAUCCUCCCAGUGUUGUGGCCAUCUUGGGUGCUCGCCAGGCCACAGGCACAGCUCGGUUCAACCAGGCCCUGCCGUCUUCCUCCUACCAACAUAUGAAGAUACACAAACGUAUCCUUGGCCACCUUUCUUCAGUCUACUGUGUAGCCUUUGACCGCACCGGCCGUAGGAUUUUUACGGGUUCUGAUGACUGCCUGGUGAAAAUCUGGGCCACAGAUGACGGCCGUCUCCUGGCAACACUCCGCGGCCACUCAGCGGAGAUCUGCGACAUGGCCGUCAACCAUGAGAACACCCUCAUUGCCUCGGCAAGCUGCGACAAAUCCAUCAGAGUGUGGUGCCUGCGUACCUGUGCACCCAUCACUGUUCUGCAGGCCCACGGGGCCUCCAUCACAUCCAUGCAGUUUUGUCCUGCCAUCAAAGGGACAACAAGGUACCUGGCCUCCACCGGGGCAGACGGCAUGGUGUGUUUCUGGAAGUGGCACUCGCUCAGCAUGAAAUUCCAUGAUCAACCCGUCAAGUUUGUUGAGCGGUCGCGUCCAGGAGUACAAGUCUCCACUUCCUCCUUUAGCAGUGGGGGUAUGUUCAUGGCCACGGGUGGCACUGACCAUUUGAUCAGAGUCUACUACCUUGGUGCUGAGACUCCUGUGAAGGUCUCUGAGAUGGAUGCACACACGGAUAAAGUUGUUGUCGUCCAGUUUAGCAAUAACAGUGACAGCCUAAGGUUUGUGAGUGGCAGUCGCGACGGCACGGCCAGGAUCUGGCGUUACCAGCAACAAGAGUGGAAGAGCGUCACUUUAGACAUUGCUGCCAGGCUGCCUGGAACUACUGUCGCCAAUGGGGACGAUAAAACCAAGCUGGUGGUGACCAUGGUGGCCUGGGACCGUGCAGACAGCACCGUCAUCACGGCAGUGUCUAACUACCUGCUCAAAGUGUGGAGCACAACCACUGGACAGCUGCUGCAUGUUUUAUCCGGACACGAUGACGAGGUGUUUGUGCUGGAGGCUCACCCAUUCGACUCCCGCAUCAUGCUGUCUGCCGGCCAUGAUGGCAACAUUUACAUGUGGGACCUGACCAAAGGAGCCAAGAUCCGCAACUUCUUCAACAUGAUUGAAGGGCAGGGCCACAGUGCUAUCUUUGACUGCAAGUUCUCCGCUGAUGGGCAGCAUUUUGCCUGCACUGACUCUCACGGCCAUUUGCUCAUCUUUGGCUUCGGCUGCAGCAGACCAUACGAGAAGAUUCCUGACCAGAUGUUCUUCCACACGGACUACCGGCCUCUUAUUCGUGACUCUAAUAACUACGUGCUGGACGAGCAGACGCAGCAAGCCCCACACCUCAUGCCUCCACCAUUCCUGGUGGAUAUUGAUGGAAAUCCUCACCCUACUCACUACCAGCGCCUGGUGCCAGGAAGAGAGAACUGCAAGGAGGAUCAGCUAGUACCCCAGCUCGGAUACAUGGCUAACAGUGAAGGAGAGUUGGUUGAGCAGGUACUUGGCCAGCAAACGGCAGAAAACAGAGAAAGCCUGUUGGACGACCUCAUCAGACAGUUGCAGAAUGAGCAGGACGGGCGUCAGAUCGCAGAGGAGCCGGCUCCAGACGUAGAAGCAGGUGAUGAAGCCGAGUUGGAGGUCUCCUCUCCGGCUGCUGAAACACACAGAAGUGGGCAGAUGGGCGGGCUGUGGCAGAUGCAGCAUAAUGCACUGCGGAGUCAAGUGGCCACCGAGAGGGACCUGCUGGCCUGGAGCCACCGAGUGAUGGUCAAUGAAGUGCCACGUGGCAUAUCCAGAGUUGUGGAGCAGUGCAGACGAGCCAAAGGUGACAUGGAAUGUUCUCUCUACAAUGCCGAGAGGAGGAAGAAACCCGUAGCCUGCACACCAAAGAGCGAUCUGCAGACUUCGCGCCUGCGCUCACGGCGCUCCCUGCGACCGACCAAGAAAAAGCAGCAGCUCCACGCCUACGAGACCCGCUCGGCUCAAGUGCGCCGUGUUGGGACCAGGAGUCGAAAUUCCAGCACCCGACGUAACUCUGCCAGCCAGUUGGACUCCGACAGUGAUGGAAAUGCAGCAGCGCAGGUGGAGCAAAGCGCAGCCUCCUCUGAUGGUGAAGCUCAGUGGCAGAGCGAGAGCACCUCCAGCGGCUCCUCCAGUGAAUAUUCUGAUUGGACUGCCGAUGCUGGGAUCAACCUGCAGCCACCAAAGAGAGCAACCAGGAGGCCUGCACAGCCCAAAGGUUACAGCAGCUCUGAGGAGGAUGAGGAGGAAGAAGACGGUGAUGGCAAGGCAAAGGAGGCCAAGAAGAGGGACAAUGAGAAGAGGAAGAAGCCGAAGGAGACCAAACAGAAACCCACAUCCUCUCUGGCUGGACUCGAUGCAGAGGAGUGGCUUCCACCGUCAUGGAUAAUGGAGACCGUCCCACACCGCUCUCCCUUUGUUCCUCAAAUGGGAGACGAGCUCAUCUACUUCAAACAAGGCCAUCAGGCCUACGUCCGGGCCGUGCACAGGGCCAAGGCCUACAGCAUCAACCCUCAGAAACAGCCGUGGAACCGACUCGACCUCAGGGACCAGGAAUCUGUGAAGGUGGUUGGAAUCAAAUAUGAAGUGGGACCUCCCACCCUCUGCUGCCUAAAACUGGCUUUCUUGGACCCAGUCUCGGGGAAGAUGACCAAUGAGUCUUUCUCAUUAAAGUACCAUGACAUGCCUGAUGUCAUAGAUUUUCUGGUACUGCAGCAGUUUUACAACGAGGCUAAAGAGCACAACUGGCAGCCAGGUAUGAGGUUCCGCAGCAUCAUUGAUGACGCCUGGUGGUUCGGCUCCGUGGAGGACCAGGAGCCUCUGCAGCCAGAGUACCCCGACAGCCUGUUUCAGUGCUUUGCAGUAAAGUGGGAUAAUGGAGAGCGGGAGAAAAUGAGUCCCUGGGACAUGGAGCCUAUUCCUGAGGAAGCUGCGUUGCCUGAACAGGUCGGUGAUGGCGUGGAUGUGGCGGAGGAGGAGCUAACGGCUCUGCUCUACACGCCUCAGGAGGGAGAAUGGGGCGAUCACACACGAGAUGACGACUGUGAGCGAGUCCUCCACGGCAUCGAUCAGCUUCUUACACUGGAGGUAGCAAAGGCAUUCGCGUCACCGGUGAAUCUGCGGGACUACCCUCUGUACUGCACGGCGGUGUCUUAUCUCACUGACCUCGGCACCGUCCGCAAACGACUGGAGAACCGCUUCUACAGGCGGAUCUCUGCGUUGAUGUGGGAGGUGCGCUACAUCGAGCACAACGCCCGCACCUUCAACGAACCCCAGAGCCCCAUUGUAGCGACGGCGAAGGUGGUGACGGAUGUUCUCCUGCACUACAUCGGCGACCAGAGUUGCACAGACAUCUUGGAUCUGUAUCACAAACUGAAGUCUGAGGUCAGCAGUGAAGAAGCUGAGGCUGCGCUGGAUGUGGACUCUGACACCCCGGGCACGUCUGCAGGACAUUGGGGAGCCAACCCGGAUUCCAAGAAGCGUGGUCUGGUUUUGGAUGUGAAAUUCUGGCACGGUCAAUGCAAAGAGCUCGUGCGCCGAAUGAUUGUCUCGCCAGAUUCCGAGCCGUUCAGGCGGUCGGUGGACCUCUUUGCGUAUCCGGACUAUAGAAACAUCAUCGACACUCCCAUGGAUCUGUCUACAGUGUCAGAGACGCUGGUAGCAGGGAAUUAUGAAAGCCCGAUGCAGUUUGCCAAAGACGUCCGCCUCAUUUUCAUCAACUCCAAAGCAUACACGCCGAACAAGAAAUCACAGAUCUACACUAUGACCCUCAGCUUGUCGGCCUUCUUUGAAAAAAACAUCAUCUCCAUCAUCUCCGACCACAAAUCGGCCAUUCAGAAUGAACGGCGGGCUCUCCAGAGACUCAGCUACAGGAACAGAAUGCACAACGGUGGCAACUCCCCGCCCAACAGUCCCUCCCCCAGCCGUAAAGGGAAGCACAAGUCAGGGAAGGUGCCGAAGACCAAAAAAUCACAGCCCUCAACGAAGAUUCGUUCUCGGAGAUCACAUAAAGCUAAGCAAAGCAGCAGUGUAGCAGAGGAGGAAGACGUCCAGCCUUCUUCCCCAAGUUCAGGGAUGAGCAGCGAGAGCGGAAAGCAAGGGCCGCUCCGGGCGACCCGCAGCCGAGCAACUCCAGUGAAGAAGUCAAGGCGGCGUAACGUGCAUCCGAAUAACGGUCCCAGGCGACGCCGCGGCCGGAAGGCGCCGCCGUCUGACAACGAGGAGGAGGAGGAGGAGGAAGAAGAAGAGGAAGGAAAGGUGGAGGAGAAGGUGGACGAUAAGGAGACGGCAUCGGGAUCGGGAUCCAACAGCUCCUCGUCAGACUCGUCCUCCUCCUCGUCAUCGUCCUCGUCUUCCUCGUCAUCGUCGGACAGCGAGAACAGCUCUGAGUCCGAGAUGGAGAAGUACGUGGAAGGGGGAGAUCACGACUACAGCAAAGCGCCCUGCCUGACAGUAAGCCACUCGGCUAAGGGUAAGGUGGCAGCCUCAGGGAAAAGGAGACACAAAGGAGGAGAGGACGCGGCACAGAGACCUAAGAGAGCACGAUUGCAGCUGCUGGUGGAAGAGGAAGAAGAGGAGGAGGAUGAAGAAGAUGAAGAGGAGCAGCAGCAGCAGGAGGAGGAGGAAGAAGGAGAUGACGGAGAAGAAGAAGAAGAAGAGGAGGAGCAGCAGCAACCGGUCGAUGUAGGACAUGAAGAAAAUGAGGGAGAGCUGGAAGAGGAUGAAGAGGAGGUGAAGGUGAAGGAACAGGAGGGGGAAGAAGAAGAAGAGGAUGAGGAGGAGGAAGAAGAGGGGGAGGAGGAGGAACCUGAGGAAGAGGACAACACUGAUGGGAUGCAGAUGGGAGUUGCCGUGGCGACAGCAGCGGGCAGUCUGAGAGGCCGUGGCAAGUCUCUGCGGGUCAACACGCGCAACCAGGGCCGCAGGACAGUUCUGUACAGGGACGAGUCGGAGGACGAUGGCCACGGGUCGAAGGAGGACCCCCUCAACCUGGGCAUGUCCCGCUCAGGACGGGUACGCCGCAUGACGGAGAAAGCCCGGGUCAGCCACCUCAUGGGCUGGGGUCACUGACGCGGCGGCCCUUUUCACGCCUCAAUUUUUAAAAACUGUUUAACAUGCGUUAACACUUCAGGGAUUUUUUUUCUUUCUUUUUGUACAAGUGUAUAUAAAAUAUAUAUAUGAUUUUGUUUCCUUCUUUUUAUCCGACACUGCUUACGACUCUCAGACUGAUGGUGCUCAUGAUGCGUUGCCUCGGAGUUUCCUUCCCUGGUCGACAAGCCACUGUUCAACACGGAUAAUCUCCAACUGGACUAACUCACCUCGGCCUUACUGAGGAGCUGGAGGAGCUUUGAAGAAGCGGCACUGCUCCUCUUCCUCCUCCCGUGAGUUUGAAGUCUCGUGCUAAACACUAUACCCCUCUGUCUCCUCCUCCCGCCCCCCCCCCCUCCCAUGUCACCAAAGAAAGAUACAGAGAUGCCAAAAAAACGGUGCUCAUGUUUUAUUUCUCUAUUUCUUUGUGUGGAGUCAUUUAAAGAAACUCUCCGUGCUGGCGGUCACUCGUGAAGUCACGACGAGCAGCAUGCGACGUGUGCCGUGCCACCGCGAGGUCACUGACGUUAACUUUGGUACUUUCCUCAUAACCACAAGCCUUAGUUUUCAGAGCUGAUACCAUUCAUAUCAACGUUAUAUCUUUUUGCUCCAGUCAAAAAAAAGUGUAGUUUGGGCACGAGCAAUACUAGGAAUGAGUGUCAGUAGAACACAGAACCUCAGUACCACAGCAACACUCCAGAUACCACAGCCCUCGUCGCACAACUUGACGUCUUUGGCCUGUGAAUGUUAGAGAUGUCUCCCCCUGCUUCCCUCACUGUGAUGUUGACUGUCUUUAGGCUCUGAUUCAGUUUUUCAGUCAGAAUUGGGUGUCUUUUUUUUCUUUUUUCUCUUUAUAAAGGGUCAAAUAGAUUUUCUGGGGUAAAAAAGCCACUGCAUCCCGUUUGUAGUUCUACUGUUGUAAUCCCCGGUGGAUCUGACCUGCACCCAUUCAUGGUUGCUUCCCUCCUCUUUCUGCACCCAGCAUGUGCAUAACGCCAGGUGUCCCCGGUGUCCUCUUCCACAGAAAUAUUUAUUUUUUCAUUGUAUUAUACGAAGGUUACUUUAACUAUUUUUUACGUUAAUAGUGAUGCGGAAGAAGAAAUAUUUGCACAUUUAUCUUCUCCACGUGGCAGCUGAGUAAUAAAGAUAGUAUAGAAAGAGAAGUGAUUUUUUGUUUUAUUAUUUUUUUGUGUAAGAAUGUUUAACUGUGCCAGCACACAUUCAUUCUUUUAUUUGUUUUGGUUGUAACAAUAAAACGGGAUAUAACUAAAUAUAUUUCAAAUAGUGUAUCAUGCGAAAGGACUCAUCUAAUUGGCAAUGCGCGGUUUCUUUUGACCUCUCUCGCCAUCUGUGGACGGAUCGCUGUGUUUAGCUUCAGGUCGAUCAUCUCCACAGAUUACUGCUUUCCCCUCCAUGCUACAAUCAAAAUCACUGUGUGUUUGUUCUGCCUCGUUUUAUCAUGAUGGAUUUCUCGUUGUCGAAUUUGAAUUUUGUUUCUUGUAGAAUUGCAUAAAAUUGGAUCCUUGUUGUCGCACCAAUGCCGUUUACGAUGAAAUUCGUGUGGUCGUUGGCUGGCAGAUAAUUAGAGCCGGCGUCCGGUCAGGAGGAACCGGGAACGCUGACUCACAAAUAGUGAACACUGGGUGCUCUAAUCCGAACACGCCUCCUCAUCACUCUGUACGGUCGCUGACAUCAGAGAGAGGAGGAGGUUCUGUUUAUUUGUUAUUUGUUAUUUUGGGGUAUCGGGGGGUGCUGAAGAGUUCGGUCAAUGUAAGGUGCUGGUCGGCAUCUCGGGUGCUGCUGGCAACGACAUUGACUGAAGUCUUGAAAUGAUUCUGGUUGAGUGAGAAGACUAUGAUUUAAUAUUUUGGAAUCUUAUUUUCUUAAAGUAGAUGGUUUUAGUGUCGCCUCGACGCAUCAUACUAGUUGAUGACGGAUACAACAGUAACAUUCUACUGUAGGUGGAUUAAGAUUACGUGAUUGUCUUUUAUACGCAAUAAUUUGAUUGUAUGUUUCCUUUUUUCUUAAUGAAAUAAAAAAAAAUUCAAAAGAU
Messenger RNA from Pseudoliparis swirei, 9460 nucleotides. It is a transcript of the gene brwd3, whose product is annotated as bromodomain and WD repeat domain containing 3. Gene Ontology annotation, molecular function: protein binding. Lineage: Eukaryota; Metazoa; Chordata; Actinopteri; Perciformes; Liparidae. Gene Ontology annotation, biological process: cytoskeleton organization; regulation of transcription by RNA polymerase II; regulation of cell shape. The record is from RefSeq and is a predicted model, not a curated record. The coding region runs from base 1897 to 7389 and encodes 1830 amino acids. Gene Ontology annotation, cellular component: nucleus. The transcript has 40 exons.